AUGAUGCGGAGGUCUGCCAUCGACGGCGACGACGACGACGACGACGACGGCAAUGGCGCGUCGCCGCCAAGCUUGAGCGUCAUGGCGGCGGAGACUGCAACGUCCGGUGGCCGCCGCCCCGGUAGCGGCACCGACAAGGAGGCGGCGGCAAUGACACCCGAGCCGGCACCAGUUCAACCGCCUCCACCGCCCCCAGCGACAGAGAAAACGACCACGACCGCAGCGGGCACGGCAGUCGCAGCGGCAGCCACAGCGGUGACGUCGAAGCAAAAGGCCGUGGCGUGGGCCAAGAAGGCGCUCCGUCUCGUGCUGGCGCAAUGGCUCAUCAUCGGCUUCGGCCUGGCCUGCGUGCUGGCGUACCUGUUUCCAUCCGUGGCGGCGCACGGGGGCGCGAUCCGCUCCGAGUACAGCAUCUUGUAUGGCGCCGUGGCCUUCAUCUUCCUCGUCAGCGGGCUGCAGCUCGCGCCGGCCAAGCUGCGCGCCAACGCGACCAACUGGCGGCUGCAUGUCGUGGUGCAGGGCAUCAGCUUCAUUGUGUUUCCCGCCGCCGUCCUAGCGCUCGUGCACAUCUCCCUCGCUGCCGGCGCCCUGCGCUCCAACACGCCCGCCCUCCCCGUGCUGCUCGGCAUGCUGGCCCUCGCCUGCCUCCCCACGACCAUCGCCUCCAACGUGCUCAUGACGCGCGCCGCGGGCGGCGACGAUGCCGCCGCCGUCAUCUCCGUCGUCAUCGGCAACGUCGCCGGCGCCUUCCUCUCCCCGCUGCUCAUCUACGCCUUCUUCCCCGCGGGUGACCCGGCCUUUGCCCCCUGGCGCCCCGCCGAGCCCGCUACCCUCGGCCGCAUGUACGCCGACGUGGCCAGGCAGCUCGGCCUCAGCGUCGUGCUGCCCCUCGCCGUAGGGCAAGCGUUGCGCUGGCGGUGGGAAGAUGCCACGCGGAGGCUGCUCGAGGUGACGCGCCUGGGGAAGGUGUCGAGCUUCUGCCUCGUGCUGCUCGUCUGGACCACCUUUUCAGGAGCCUUCAAGACCGGUGCCCUGUACCGCCUCUCCCCAGCCUCCGUCAUCUUCGACGUCUUCCUCAACGUGGCGCUGUACCUCAUCUUCACGGUUAUCUGCUUCUUCGCCGCACGCCCUGCAGCCUUCCUAUGCGCUCUUGGCGAACCUCUCCCUCCCUCUUCCUCCUCCGCCUCAUCUACAGCAGCCGUAUCUACGCGGCGGCGCCUCUCCCACCUCUUCCGUCGCGCCCUCGCGCUCAUCUUCCGCCGCAUGCCCCGCGAGCAGGCCGUCGCAGUGUGCUUCUGCGGCGCCGCAAAGACCACCAGCCUGGGCAUCCCGCUCGUGGCCGCCAUGUGGAGCGCCAGCGACGACCUGACGAUGGCGCUGAUCCAGAUCCCCGUGCUGCUGUACACGAUCGAGCAGGUGUUCGUGGCGCAGAUCCUCGUGUACGUGUUCAGGUGGUACCUGCGCAGGGGCAACAAGGCCGACGCCGAGUCUGGGACGGAGCCAGGGGGUGCGGAGAACGUUGCGGAAGUUGCUGAUGACGCGCGGCGUCACGGACAGGCCCGGGGGCAAGGAAGCCGGCUUCGCGAGGACGAUGCAUCAACGGCGCUCGUGCAAGCGGCGCCGCAACCCAACUCGAAGGCACAGUAA
Molecule: messenger RNA, 1647 nt
Organism: Purpureocillium takamizusanense
Lineage: Eukaryota; Fungi; Ascomycota; Sordariomycetes; Hypocreales; Ophiocordycipitaceae
Gene: RCH1
Product: Proteasome endopeptidase complex
Exons: 5
Coding region: 1-1647 (548 amino acids)
Cellular component (GO): plasma membrane
Source: RefSeq, a predicted model, not a curated record